AUGGCUCUGUGGUUUAGUUUUAUGGUAGGAAUUGUAGCUCUUCUUUCUGUUGUCGUAUUGCAACCCUACCAAGUACAUGCAAAUGGUGAUGCAGGCGCAGGGCAUGAUAAACAAUCAAAUGGCUGCAAUUACUUUCAAGGAAGUUGGAUAAUUGAUCCUUCAGAUACACAUCCACUCUACGAUUCAUCGAAGUGUCCAUUCAUCAAUCGAGCAUUCGAAUGCCUGAAGAAUAGUAGACCUGAUAAAGAGUACCUCAGAUAUAGAUGGAAGCCAACUGGAUGUGACCUUCCAAGAUUCAAUGGUGAGGACAUGCUGAGGAGGUUAAAGGGGAAAAAGAUAUUAUUCGUAGGGGACUCGCUAAGCUACAACCAAUGGCAGUCACUAGUAUGCAUGCUGCAUGCUGCUGUGCCCCAAACCAGUUAUACUCUAACAAGCAAAGGUGGCCUCUCCAAGUUUUAUUUGCCUGAUUAUGGAGUUUCUGUGUCGCUAUCUCGAAAUCAGUUUCUAGUGGAUCUAGUCAAAACAAAAGUGGGCAGGGUUCUGAGGCUUGACUCCAUUGAAAAUGGCAAGACAUGGAAAGGAUACGACAUGCUUAUCUUCAAUACUUGGCAUUGGUGGCUGCAUAAGGGAAGGCUACAUACGUGGGACUACAUUGACGUAGGAGGAAAGGCGCACAUGGAUAUGGAUCGUUUGGAUGCUUUUAGGGAGGGAUUAACUACUUGGUCCAAGUGGGUGAACUCUAAUGUUCAUUCCAACAACACCAAAGUUUUCUUUCAAGGCAUUUCUCCAACCCACAACAAUGGAAAAGAAUGGGGCUCAAAUUCAACAACUUGCAAUGGAGAAACUCAACCUAUAAGUGGCUCAAUAUAUCCAGGAAGCUCUCCACCUGCAACAACUGUGGUCAACGACGUGUUGAGUAAAAUGUCAACUAGCACCCCAGUAACUUUGCUGGACAUAACUUUACUUUCGCAGCUGAGAAAAGAUGGGCACCCUUCUGUUUAUGCCGGUGAUGGGGAGAAGGGAAAUGAUUGUAGCCUCUGGUGCCUUGCUGGUGUCCCUGAUACCUGGAAUGAACUUUUGUAUGCAAUUCUUGUGACUAAGUAA
This is a messenger RNA of Prunus mume (Japanese apricot), 1104 nucleotides long. Lineage: Eukaryota; Viridiplantae; Streptophyta; Magnoliopsida; Rosales; Rosaceae. The record is from RefSeq and is a predicted model, not a curated record.